AGGCGCCUCAUUACGGCCAGCUGGGCCGAAGCUGCGCAGCUUUUUGUCUUGUGACAUGCAGAGGUCUGUGCAAUGAGGAGAGGCCAGCCGCAGAAAACAUCCCUUGGGAAGCCACAGAUGUCUCCGUCCCGCGCUCGGAGUCCAAAGUCUCCUGCAAGUGCCCGUAGCAGGUCAUCGUCUCCGCUGAACAGAGAAGGGAUCCACCAGCCAACUGGGCGAAGAUAUCAAGGAGAGGUAGAUCAAGAAAGCGAUACAGAUGGCAGUCCAGGUAUCCGGUACAUAACAGAGCCUCUUAUUAAGAAGCUGGCCAAGCAAGAGAAUCUGCCACGCGUGACUGCUCUGAACCUUUCCCUCAGUAAAGAUGGAGGGAAGAAAUUUAAGUACAUAGAAAAUCUGGAGAAAUGCAGUAAACUGGAAGUCCUAAACCUCAGUCAUAAUCUGAUUGAAAAGAUCGAAAAAUUGGAUAAACUUCUGAAGCUAUUAGACCUCAACCUCUCUUUCAAUAAAAUAAGUAAAAUAGAAGGUAUUGAACAUUUACACAGUCUUCAAAAGCUGAAUCUGGCUGGGAAUGAGAUUGAACACCUCCCUAUGUGGCUGGGGAAAAAACUCCGAUCCCUCCGCAUCCUGAAUUUAAGAAAAAAUAAAAUCUCAUCACUCUACGAAGUAGCCAAACUGAAGCCUCUUAAAGAUUUGACUUCUCUGUUGCUGGCAGACAACCCAGUGGUCAACCUGCCUCACUAUCGUCUCUAUACCAUCUUCCAUCUGAGGUCAUUGCAGGAUCUGGAGGGGCAGCCGGUGACAAAUUGUGACAGGGAAGAAGCCCUUGAAAGAUUUAAUUUAGAAGAGGUAGAACACCUAGAACAUAACCUGGAACAGAUGACCAAGGAGAUGGAACACUUGCAGAACAAACAGUCUGAUUUGCUAGAGCAGAUCCAGCAACAAGAGGAGCAGAAUAAAUCCUUAAAGCAGAAGCAAGACCAGCAGAAACAGAACCACAAAGACCUGGAGACUGAGCUGGAAACCAAAAACGAGUUGCUGAAGCAGAAAACCGUGGAACUGACUCGAGCUUGUCAGAAGCAGUAUGAGCUGGAACAAGAACUGGCCUUCUAUAAAAUUGAUGCCAAAUUCGAGCCGUUGGGCUAUUAUCCCAUGGAGGAUGUCGAAUUUGACAACGUACCGGGCGAAAGUCCUUACAUCGGGAAGGCCAGGUACAAAAGGAACAUGUUUGCUGUGGAAGGUUACAUCCCCAGGAAGGCUCAGCAGAUGCAGAUGGGAAACCUGGAACAGGAACCAGAAGCCCAGCAGCUGAAACAGAAUCUGCUUCAGUCGCUCGAUAAACAGCUUGAGGAAAAAGAGAGGAAGAUUAAAGAAGCCCAGGAACAAUUGGCCACACUGCACAAUGAAGUCGCAAAGGCAGAGCAACAGGUCUUAACAGUCACCGAGGAACUUAAACAAGUCCAAGAUGCUGUUGGGCAGAAAAAGGCAUCUGAAGCAGAAAAGGAUUGUUUUCGGCACCAGCUAAGCAACAAGAUACGUCUCCUACAUCGUUUACAAGAAGAGGCUCUGGAACUAGAGAGACAGAUGCAAAAACAGCGCCAAGAAAUGGCGGAAAAGGAAAAGGAACUAGAAGGCUUGCAAAGUUUCCUAGAUUCUCUGGAUCCUAAAGACCCAAGACACGCUCAUAUGAAGGCCCAGAAAGCAAGCAAAGAGCAGCAACUGGACAUGAUGAGGAGGCAUUAUAAGCAACUGGAAAGCCGCCUGGAUGACGUGCUGUCCCGGAUCGCAAAUGAAACCGAGGAAAUCCGGGAUUUGGAGCAACAGCUUACAGAUGGCCAGAUUGCAGCCAACGAAGCCCUGAAGAAAGACUUGGAAGAAGUGAUCCUAGGAUUACAGGAAUACCUCAAGAACGUUAAGACUCAGACGAAGCAAGCCACCGACGAGUGCAAAGAGCUGCGGAAGGAGAAGGAAAGUUUGUUGAAAAAAUUGGGGGAAAUAGAGGAGGAGAGGAACCAGUUGGAAAUAGUGGCCAUUGAUGCUGAAAACCUGAGAAAGGAAACUGCGAACCUGGAACGGGCUCUCCAACAGCAGCGUGAACUCAAUGAAGCCUUGCAGGAAGCCCAAGGAGAAAUCAGUGCUUAUGAGGCUGAGCUGGAAGCUGAGCUGAAGGCCCGAGACACUGAAGCCAGCCAGCAGAAAGAAGAGCUCGAGAACUUAAAGCAGAUUAUUCAGGUGGAACAGUCUGCCCUCCAAGCCCAGCUUGGCAAGGAGAGGCUAGCCCUGGAGAAUGCCUUGGCCAAAGCACAAUUGUGUGAAGAGAAGGAACAGGAAAAUAAUCAGCUGCUCUCCCAACUCAACCAGCUGCAGAAGGACAAUCACCUCUUGAGGCAGCAGCUGAAAGACACGCAGGAGCAAAUGAAUCACGCAGCCGAUAGCUUAAUUCAUCCCGAGGAAAUCUCAGCUCGUGUGAACGAACUCAAACAAAAGCUGCGGACUGGGGCAGAAAUCAGGUGCCAUAACCCAAAGGACGUUUUAGGGAAGAGCCUUGCCGAGCUGCAGAAACAGUUUGUGGAGCUCUUAGCUCGUUCCCAGCAAGAAAAUGAGUCUGUCCAGGCCAGAGAGAGAGCGCUCCAAAAACAGAUGGCUACUCAGCGGGCUGAGCUGGAAGAAGCCCAAGAAAAGUAUAAACUGGCCUGCAACAGAGCUGCAGAAGCCAAAAUUAAAUCUGAGAGAAGGCAGAAUGAAGCCAGAGUUCAACAGCUAGAGGGGGACAUCCAACAUCUCGUUGAAAAAUUGAAGAGCCUGGAAGAAAUUCAGGGUCUCACCGAUCAACAGCUCCAAGAAGUCGAUGAGGAGAAAGAACAGAUCCUUGCUGAGCUGGAAGACUUGGAGAAUAAGAAAAAAGUGGAAGAUGCGAGGGCCCAGCUGCAGUUCCACAGCCUCAGCCAGGAGCUGAAGGCCUUAAAAGAAGCCAUUUCCGCUUCCGAUAAGCAGGCCACAGCCCAACUCUGCGCAGCCAAAGAUCAGCUCCAGUCGCUUCACGGAACCGUCUGCAAGAUUAAUCAGGAACGUACCGAGGAGCUUCAGGAGGCCGAGAGGUUCUGCCUGCAGGCCACCCAAGCAGCUAAGGACCUGGCCAGAGCAGAAACAGAAAUAGGACUUUUGCAGAAGCUUCUCAAAGAAAAGGAGGUGCAGUUAGAACUGGGGAAAAACGACGCCGAGAUGGCGGCCUUGCGGUUGCAAAAGGAAGAGUUGGAGAAGCUGAACGAACUUCUGAAACGGCAGAAAGCAGAAACUGACCGGCUCCGCGGAGCCUUAGAUCAAGUUAAAAAAGGCAACAGGGCUGAAAUUGAAGGCAUACUGGGGGAAAUCGAAGGACUCCAACGUACGAUCUCUCAGCAGAACGAGACCAUCGCUAACUUCGUGACUCCACUCCACCGGUGUCAGCCUCUGUUCUUUGUGCCGUCAUCCUCCCAAGCAUCUACUCCCGCAUCUCAGAGCACCAAAGAUUCGGGCAUUAUUUUACAGUGUCCCGUGUCGACUCCCAUCCUCAAACAGGACAGGAAGCUCGCCGAAAGCAAGAAAGCACAUUAUCCUGCUUCAAGAGAGUGCUGCAUGCACAGCUCAGCCCAGGCUGGCCUGCAGGAACCUUCCUCUAUCAGGCACCAAGGCGAGGGUGAAACCCUGCCCAGCACUGCUCCUUGUGUUCUGCCUCCUGGAUCCAUCAUUUAUACCCUGCUGCCGGAUGGCAAACCAGUGCCUCAGGGGACGGUGUUGUACGGUCUACAACCUCUCUCCACACAAGCCAUCGGAGGCCCGGUUGCUCCCACGACAGUCGUCUACGGCUCACCUCCCGCUGGAAUCCAGCUGCAUUAUGGUUUCCUUCCCGCUAACUAUUCCGUGCCGUUGGUUCCCCUGGGAAUCCUUCACUGCAACAUCCCUGACCACCGAGACUUGGUAAGAGGCUCUAAUGACGCCUUUGGUCUCCAUCUUUGGCAGGAAAAUGAUAUCAUAAGGCUAGAAGACAGCAUAGAGGCGCUGAGGUCUCAGCGACACCAAGAGGGGUCCGCAAGGACUUCUCGUGAACCCAAUAACGAGACGGAAGAGCUGAACCAGGGCAUACAGGACUUGUUGACGGAGAAAGAAGAGCUUGAAUACCAAGUGGCUGAGCUGCGGCGGGUAGCCCAGAAGAGAUAUAAGCGCAGAGAUUUUAUUGAAGGGCGUGGGGACGCCCUGACUGCCGAGCUGGAAUUGGAAGAUUCGAUCCACUGCCAUGAAAAUAUCAUGGACGAAAUUGAAUGCGUGGAAAAGACGCUUCUGAAGCGACGGGCAGAACUCAGGGAGGCAGACUGUCUUCUGGCCGAAGCUGAAACGGAGCUCGAAAACACUCGAGGAAAGACCAAAGACACUCUUCAGAAAUAUAACAGCGCUAAGCAACAUUUGUCUCGGACAGAGAAAGACGCUGAGGAGCUUGAACGACGGGCCCGGGAGACGGCUGUGAGGCUUGUGAAAGCAGAUCAGGAGUUCAGAUUGCUUCAAGCCGAUGCCCUGGAUUUGGAACAGCACAAGAUGGAACAAGAAGGAAUUCUGAAAGAAAUCAACCAAAUUGUAUCGGCGAAAGAUUCUGAAUUUCAAGUCUUGAGCCAGAAGAUAGAAAUAUUGACUGAGAGCCUUCAGAAGCUGCAAACCGACAUCCAGGUUGCAGGAGGCAAUGAAGAUCACCACCUUCAGAUCCUUAAAGAAGCAGAGGACAUCCUUCUGAGCAAAAAGCACGACCUGGAGAGGUUGAAAGAUCAGACUGCCGUACAGCAGCAUGAGCUACACGCGGUGGGCAGAUUGCUUGAUCAGAAAAGGGCCGAGAUGCGCCUCCUCCAAGACAGCAUUGCUGAGAAAAACGCCAACUUUGCAGACGCUCUCAGGGAUGGAGAGGCAGAGAUAACUGAAAAACGGCAGCUAAUAAAGGAAACGAAGACUUUUCUAGAAGACCUGAGUGUUCAAAAGGGAGAACUCAACGCCCAGCUAAGUGAGAAAAGAUCCCAGCUUUCUCUCGUAAUGCAGAAUAUCCGAAAAGAAGAAACAAAGCUACAGGAUAUCUUGGGGCUGAUAAAGCAGCAUAAGACAGAACUGAAGCACAUGCUGGAAACGGCCCACCUGGGAAAAGAGGAGCUCGAAAGCCUGAAGUUUCAGCAUAACCAAAAGACAAACGAGUUGGACAAAAUUGAAAGAUUGAUUCUGGAGGAGAAGCUGGAACUGGAGAACCUCCAGCAGGCAUCCCAGCGCCAGCGAGGGGAGGUGGAGCACCAGAGGCAGCUUCUCCAGGAGGCUCAGCGGGAAGCCGAGCGGCAGACCUCUCAGCUCCAUCUUCUGCAGAACCGCGUCAAGGCCCUGAAUGAUGAGAAGCGACAGCUGGAGGCCAGGUGUGAAAGCCUGGAGGACAAAUUCACCCAGAGCAAAAGAACCUUAGCCUCCACAGAAGAUAACAAUAAAAAUAUCCUUGCCAGCACGGAGAAGUCUGUACUGGAUUUCCAAAAAUUGCAGUUUGAAAUCGACGAGCUUCACAACCAGAAAAUAGCUCUGAAUAAAGAUAUCGCUGAGCUGCAGAAGCAUUUUCACGGAAAAAAGGAGGAAUUGGACGUUUUGAAGACGGAACUGAACGACGCCAGGCGUUAUCUUCAGCUGUUGGAGCAGGACGUGAAAGAGGCCGCCGAGGAAAAGCAGCAGCUUCUCCAAGAGCAGAAGGUCCUAAAAGACACCCUCCACGAGUCUUCCAGGAAGUGCAAGGAGACCCAAGAAGCCCAGAGGGAAACGGAAAACCGGCUACACCAACUCAGCAAGGAGCUUAAGGAACAGGAGCUGAAACAGGCCAAACAAGAGACGGUCCUUCAACAUCUCGGGGAAGACGUCCUGCACGAAGAAAGAAAGUUGGCAGAGUGCGCAGACAGACUGAGGAACCAGAAACAGCAGCUGGAACAAGAGCUGGUAGAGCAGCAGGGUCACCUGGCGCAAGCUGUGGCCAAGGUCCAAGAGAUGGAAGAACGGAUCCGGAAGCUCCAGAAGGGGGAAUCCCACGUUUCAGCUCUUGAAGAAAAACUCCACAAAGCCAGGCAUCAGCUCUCCGAAAAAGAACAGAAGCUUCAGGAAAAGAUGGGGGAGAUUUCCUGCCUGCAAAGAGAACUCCACCUCUCUAGAGCCGAGGAGAGGCUGCUCCAAGAUCGGCUCCAAGCAGACCAUCUCAAAGCAGAGAAGCAAAUUGCAACUUUGAAGGAAACCAUCAAGGGUCAAAGGGACCAGCUUGAAAAAGCCCUUCAAGAACAGAAGCAAGAAAACUACGGCUUGCAGCGAGAAAUAACCUCACUGGAACAAGUGGCCCGAGAGAAUCACCAGCGGGCCAAGCGGUUGAUGAGGGACCUUGGCCGGAUCCAAGAGGAGCACGCACAACUCAAAUCACAGGUGAAGAACCAGGAGGAGCUGGAGAAACAGCAGAAAGAGCUGAAGGGCACCGUUAAGCUGGUCAGACUGGAAGUGAAGGAUAAAAUGAGGAACGGCUUGAAGGAUCUGAGCCAGUCUCCUCCAGAAUUAUUGGAGGACAGAGACGCUAACCUGGAAGUGAAGGCAAGACUUUGGAGCGACCUGGAAAGCCUGAAGGAAAACUACCCAUUCACUGAAAACAAGGCCAGGAUGCCGUACUGGGAUGAAAAGCUGGACCUCUCUAAAGUCCACAUCACAGACGAACAGUGGCGUGGAAAAGUACGCCGGGAAGAACUGCAACACCACGAAGAUCGUCUCAAGGCUCAACUCCGGCAGUGCAUGUCAAAGCAAGUGGAGGCCUUAAUUAAAGGGAAGCAGGAGACCGAGGGCACCCUGCACAGUCUGAAGAGACAAGUCGAUGCCCUGGACGAGCUGGUCAGCAGCAGCUCUACCGAUUCCUUGUUUCCGUCCUUAAACUCAUCGGGAUUCACAGAUUCUCUGCGCCAAGAGCCAAGCCUGGCAAAGAUUCAGUCCACCAGAUCCCCUUCUCCCUGGACCACUGCAGAUGCUUCAGCCCAGUCUAAAGUGAUUUAUCAGUACAAGACAUAGUUUCAACAAAGAAGAGACAAAGACUGUGCAAAAAUGGGGUUUGCGAAGCCUGUGCCAAUUGGAUGUGAAGAAUUAUGAAGACUACCUCAUUUAUUUACGAGUUUAAAGGUCUUUUGAGUCACCUCACCUGUCCUCAGUUUCCGCAUCUCUACAGCAGAAUUCUGCCGUAGUGAAAGCAACGUCAAGGUGUUUUGUAUUCCCUUUGGCGUGGAGGCGAUUCUAGGAAGAGGUGUGUCUUUCGCGCUUUUUACAUUUCUU
Molecule: messenger RNA, 7332 nt
Organism: Protobothrops mucrosquamatus (brown spotted pit viper)
Lineage: Eukaryota; Metazoa; Chordata; Lepidosauria; Squamata; Viperidae
Gene: CNTRL
Product: centriolin
Exons: 44
Coding region: 73-7074 (2333 amino acids)
Molecular function (GO): protein binding
Source: RefSeq, a predicted model, not a curated record